AUGGAACAAAGCCCCGUACUUGGUCCAAUUUUUCAUGGGCGAAUUAUAAGUCUGUUGAGUUUAUUGCUCAUAUUCGAUUAUAUUUUUAUAACAACAGCUUAUUCUCAUACGUUAGCCAAGGGUGCAUCUGUUCAAAUUGUAUUUGGGUUUGAGUAUGCCAUAUUACUUGUAUCUGUCUUAUCUACAGGUACGAAAUAUUUAUUACAUUCAAUUGAAAUUCGCAUAGGUGACCAAUGGGAAAACAAGGGUGUAUUUAUGUUGUACGCUGAUUUAAUACUUGGAUUUUUUCGAUCACUUUUAUAUAUGAUAUUUAUGUUGAUUAUGAUGAAAAUUCAUACAUUUCCAUUAUUUGCAAUUAGACCCAUGUUUAUUGCAAUGAGAGCAUUCCGUAAAUCAUGUGCCGAUGUUAUUGAAUCUCGACGUGCUAUUCGAAGCUUAAAUACCUUAUAUCCUGAUUUGAAUGCUGAAGAGUUGGCAGCAGUUACUGAUACAACUUGUAUUAUCUGCCGAGAAGAAAUGUUAGUUCAACAAAGUAUCAAACGUUUAGGUUGUCAACAUAUAUUUCAUAAAAACUGUCUUCGGUCAUGGUUUCAACGACAACAAACAUGUCCCAUAUGUCGUACAACUGUAUUACGGCCACUCGGUGCUCAGCUACUUGGAACUCCAAGACAAGUUCCAGUCGGUGCUCAAGCAGUGCCCGCUGCCGGAGGUGCCACGCCUCCACCAAAUGCAGAUGGUCAACCGCCACCAAGUGGAGUUCAAGCUGGCGGAGCGCAAGCAGAACACAAUGGAUCACAGCCACUUCCAUCUGUCAAUCCUACCUCAUUUAAUCUAAAUAAUACAAGCAAUACAAAUCAUCCUACUGAGCAAUCACAACAAUUUUCCAUACCGUUUGGAUCGUUUCCAGCCAUAUUACCUCCAUUUGCAUUUCCACCACCAAUUCUUCCAUCGCUAAAUUUUUCUGGUAUGUCUGAAGAAAGUAUUCGUGCAAUGGAGGGAACAGAAGUUCAACAUGUUCAAGCCCGAAUUCAAUGUUUAAGAAAUGUUCGCAAUCUACUUGAUGCGUCCAUGCUACAAAUUCAAACCUAUAUGAAUAUUGUUCAAACACAAAGCCAAAUGGAUAACAGUAGUAGAAUAUUGCGAGAUUUAAACUUAGACACAGAAAGAGUAUUACAACAGAAACGAAGUAAAGAGUCGGUCAAUGAACUACCAAAUGCGAUGAACACAGUCACAGCACAGUUAGAACUGUUUUUGUUUGUUUUUUAUUUUCUUGCAAAUGUGAAAGAAGAGAACACAGAUACAGAAGAAGAAGAAGAAGAUGAAGAUGAAGAUUAUUAUUUUUUUGUUAUGGAUUUAUCGAUGUGUCCGUAUUUUUGA
Didymodactylos carnosus is the source of this 1377-nucleotide messenger RNA. Lineage: Eukaryota; Metazoa; Rotifera; Eurotatoria; Philodinida; Philodinidae. The record is from the annotation of a GenBank genome assembly.